This is a messenger RNA of Meloidogyne enterolobii, 1257 nucleotides long. NCBI's taxonomy places the organism in Eukaryota, Metazoa, Nematoda, Chromadorea, Rhabditida, Meloidogynidae. The record is from the annotation of a GenBank genome assembly.
GUUAUGGCUCUGCGCCGUUAUGGCUGCGCUCUCUUUUCGGGCGUGUGUUGUAUCGAUAUAUUCAAUUGGAAAUUCUAAUGGCUCCCCAAAUUUUCCUAAAAAUUAAAAUUCUAAAAAUUUUCUUUAAUUUUUAAAUGUUUUGAUGCAGCUUUGUCUAGGAUGUCAUCAAUGGCAAAAUAUUUACAAUAUUUUAAAUACUUGAUUUGGAGGCAGGAGAAAAAAUUAAAAAACAGUUAUAUUGGUGCUCAAAAAAUAAAUGCUGUAAAAGUUGCAGAUCAGCCGUCCUCAUCAAGGCUCACAUGGAAAAACAUAGCUUCUUUAAUCGUUGACAGAAUUCAAAUGUUUUUUUGCAAUAUUUGCAGACUUUCAAAAUUGGCGAUUGCAAUUUUGUGCAUCAUUUUUGUUGUGUCAAUUGUCAUUAUUGGUUAUUUUUCGAAGAAAUUCAUGGAUGCAGAAAAGCCGCAAACCCCUCAAUACAUGGCUUUAAUUGCAUCAUCCAAUCAGUCAAAGGAAUCUGUUGAUCUCGGUUUAAUUGAGAAAGUUACAAAAGUUACGACGAUGGAAGUCGUUUCGGACAUGACAACGACUGCCCUUGGAGUUAUAAUCGGACUUUUUUGUUUCUUGGUUGUCAUGCUAGUACUUCUUUUCCAGCUCCUUGCGUCGCAAAAUAAUGAGAAAUUUGACCAAAAUAAGGAGAGGUUUGAACAAGCAGAGAGGGAAAAUGAAAGAAGACAUCAAUCUACGGGAGCUAUGAUUGAUUUACAUUUUAAAUUGAUCGAGCAGCGGCUUUUUCCUGACCAGCCAACUCACCACCAUGCCCCUAAUAUUAAUCAAGCAAUUCUUCCACCAACAAUAUUUCCACCUCAUAAUCCAUUAAUUUCUGCCACAACUACAACAACUCGUCCUCCACCAUCUGUUCCCACACGCGUUCAUAGUACUCCAAUUUUAUCCCAUUUUACAUCAAAGUGGUGUGCUUGUUCUUGUUGUCGUCGCCAGAGUCGUGAAUCCGUACAGCAGCAACAGCCUGAGCCUUUUGCACUCGUUCCUGGUCCAUCCGCUGCCCUCUCUGCUCAUGGCCAAUUUCCUUUAACAACUAAUCCACUUAUUUCCUCUCUUCAUGAACAAACUACUUCGACGACAAAUGCACCUCUGGCUACGACUUCUUCUCAAUGUUCAGUUGAUACCAAAAGUAAGCAAGUUGCUUACACUCCCAGUGCUGUGACAGAGUCUAUCGACGAUAUUGUGACUACGCAUUAG